AUGAGUGCAUUUCAGAACUUUGUAGCUCAGCAAAUGCCUGCAACAGCUAGACUUCAAGGUGAAAUAGAGCAGUACUUGACUGAUGGUUUAGUGCCUUACAUUGAAAAGUUCAAUGUGCUGGAUUGGUGGAAGGUGGCUGGAACAAGGUAUCCGACCUUAAGGAAAGUAGCAAGAGACAUAUUUGCUAUUCCCGUAACAACAGUUGCUUCAGUGUCAGCCUUUAGUAUAAGUGGCAGAAAGCUCAAUGAUCAUAGAAGCCGACUUACACCUUAUAUGGUGGAGGUUUUAAUGUGCUCGCAAGAUUGGCUUCGAAACAAGUACAAAGGUGACAAAAUAGUGCACUUCAUUAAUAUUUUCUCUUGCUGA
Molecule: messenger RNA, 366 nt
Organism: Triticum turgidum subsp. durum (durum wheat)
Lineage: Eukaryota; Viridiplantae; Streptophyta; Magnoliopsida; Poales; Poaceae
Source: the annotation of a GenBank genome assembly